AUGGCAGCCAAGCGCGAUCUGAGGUGUUCGCGGCGGUUACUGUGGAGGUUGUGGCUGGUCCCGACCGGUCCACAGAACCCGGGGUCCGGCCUGGGCCUACAAGCGAGGACUUACUCCCAGGGCGACCGCUCAUACUCGCGCACCGCGCUCUACGAGCUGCUCGGCGUCCCCUCCACGGCCACGCAGGCGCAAAUCAAGGCAGCUUACUACCGGCAGAGCUUCCUCUAUCACCCGGACCGCAACUCGGGGAGCGCCGAGGCUGCCGAGCGCUUCACGCGCAUCUCCCAGGCCUACUUGGUGCUGGGCAGUGCCACCUUGCGUCGCAAGUAUGACCGCGGCCUGCUCAGCGACGAGGACCUGCGCGGACCUGAUGUCCGGCCCUCCAAGGGGCCCGCCGGCGAUGACCGCUCGCCCCGCACCCGGCCACCUGCCUCUUGGGCCCACGACCGCGGUCAGGCCGCGGCGGGCGCCAGCCGCACCAUGUUCAACUUCGACGCCUUCUACCAAGCGCACUACGGAGAGCAGCUGGAGCGCGAGCGGCGCCAGCGGGCCCGGCGGGAGGCCCUGCGCAAGCAGCAGGAGGACCGGGCCAAGAAGGGCUUCCGCUGGGACGAGACCCGAGACACGACUUUUGUGUUCCUUCUCCUGACAGCCUUCGUCCUCAUAAGCUUUCGUUUUUAAUCGGAGGAGGAGGAGGAGGAGGACAGGGGAGCCGCUCCCAGCCGGCCCCGAGAAAAUGGCCUUUCCUGUCUGCUUGAACCCUUUGCCUUCGGUAGUCUACCUCUGCUGGGGUCCGAAGGAGCUGCCUACCCCCUCUUCCCCGCCCGCCCAGCUUAGCCCUCCACCUGCACGUCCCUCCCCUACGGUCCAGGGAAGAAAGCUUUUGGAUGCCCAAGAAAGAGGCCCCGAGAAGAAGAGUCCCGAAAGCCCGAGAGUGAAGGGUUUUCUGGAGUCCCUUGGGUGCCUGCUUCCAGAGGUUGCGUUCCUGAUGUUGUCAACUUCUGGAACACGUGCUCUGGCUUUGUUCUAAAGCUCGGGGCAAGCCCUGUCUGCUCCUGCCCCGCAUUCGUUCGGUGGGGCGCCUGUGUAACCUUGAACCGUGCCAUGCGACCAAUUGUUGGCUGCCAAAAGAAAAAUUCUGGGGUUGUACGAACCUUGUCUUUCUGUGAGUUCCCCAGCCACAGGUGAGACCUGAUGUAGGGUAAGAAUGGGAUCUUUGGAAACCUUGCCACACUUGAUCAGCCCCAGGCCCCACUCCCCCUUCUGCUGGUGCCAUGUGGGAGCUGCAAAGCAAGGUCACCGAGCAUAAGGGACCAGAGUGCCUGUGUAGGACGUCAGAGAAAUUACUCGGUGGCACGGCCACAGAGGAACAAAUCAUUUUGCUCUCUUGAGGUCUGUCACACUUUAUUAUCCAUAGUUCUAAUGGGCUCAGGGAUUAAAACAUGAUGUUAGCAGAGUCAAGUUUAUCCUUGGGACAGUGUGCCCCUUGCUAACUGUACAGUCCCGUGCCUUCCCCGAAAGACAGCAACAAACUGGAAAUUUGAAUCCAGCAAACUGGGAUGGCGGCCUGUCCUCUUGUUUAACCUCACAAGUCAAGUCCUUGAAACCUGGCAGCUUGAGCGUGGCGUCGACGGUACUUGUAAGGGAGAGGCGGCAUGUGGUGGAAACUUGGUUCUUUAUUCUGAGCUGGCUGGGGCUUUUUCCCUCUCUCGGUUUCUAAGUCGAGCUAAGCAGUUGGUCACCACUUGGCUGGAGCUGUAGUAGUCAGGCUCUUGAUUCUGUGUCCCUGAUCAUGGUGCGGGGUGGGGGGACGGUGAGGGGGGCUGUGGGAGUUCAGCAGCUCAGGUGUUCCUGCUCUAGGGCUAAGUGUAAAGCUGUAGGAUAGGAAAACCUUUGCAAGAACUCUACCACAAGAGUGAGGACAGAAGUGUAGGUUCUAACCAGAGCCAGCGGUGCUUUGGUAUAUUAGUAAGAACUGCUCUUGAGAAAUCCUAAUAAUUAGGAUAAGGCCACAGCUAGUUCAAAUUGGUGUCUCAGAAAUGAUUUUGAUUUUAGCUUUGGAGGUUGGGGCAAAAUCUUUGGACUUUGCUGUGACCAUACGAUUCAGUGGUAAAGAUUUGAGCCGGCUUUGGAUUCAGACCUGGUAGGCUCAGUUAGCCUUGGUUUGGGGGGAGGGGCAGAUGUACUUUUAGAGAGAACAUUUAAUGUUACUAUGUUUCAUAUUUGGAAAACAAGUCCUUCAGAAUACAAACAACAGGAAGUGUUCGGCUUGGUAGAAUGUGCCAGAAACCAGUGGUUUGCAACCAGGCACCUGGACGAAUAAUGGAGUGUCCUUGGGGCAUGAUUCUCUCAGAGUUUCUAUCAAAAAGGAUUGGGUUCUUUGGAGGUUUGUAUAAACACUAGUGGUCUGUAAUAGCUGGGACCUUUCUCAUCGGUGGCUUUAUAUAGACCCCCCGAGUUUGUGUUCUGUCCGUGAAUGUCAAAGCUAAGAACAUUCCCCUGGGGUCCCAGAACACGGAGGUAUAUAGGAAGUUCCAGAAGGUUGGGGGAGGGGCAGACCCUUUGAAACUUCUGGAACAUUCCAUGCAACUCCAAGGAGGGUGGUCAAUAAAGUUUAUUAAUCAUCCAA
Neogale vison (American mink) is the source of this 2629-nucleotide messenger RNA. RefSeq names its product DnaJ heat shock protein family (Hsp40) member C30 (gene DNAJC30). The record is from RefSeq and is a predicted model, not a curated record. Bases 1 to 681 code for a protein of 226 amino acids. NCBI's taxonomy places the organism in Eukaryota, Metazoa, Chordata, Mammalia, Carnivora, Mustelidae. The transcript has a single exon.